This is a messenger RNA of Radiomyces spectabilis, 2577 nucleotides long. RefSeq names its product indole-3-glycerol phosphate synthase-domain-containing protein. Gene Ontology annotation, biological process: L-tryptophan biosynthetic process. Lineage: Eukaryota; Fungi; Mucoromycota; Mucoromycetes; Mucorales; Radiomycetaceae. Gene Ontology annotation, molecular function: anthranilate synthase activity; phosphoribosylanthranilate isomerase activity; indole-3-glycerol-phosphate synthase activity. Bases 54 to 2378 code for a protein of 774 amino acids. The record is from RefSeq and is a predicted model, not a curated record. Gene Ontology annotation, cellular component: cytosol. The transcript has a single exon.
CUUUGGCCACUGCAUUCCAGGCAUCGCUUGUCUUUUUCCUUUUACGCUGCACCAUGGCCACCUUGCUUAUUGACAAUUACGACAGCUUUACUUACAACGUCUACCAAUACUUAUGCUCUCAGGGUGCCGAAGUGGUGGUUUAUCGUAACGAUAAGAUCACCGUGCAAGAGAUCGAAAAGUUGAAUCCACGCAACAUCGUCAUUUCUCCAGGUCCAGGACAUCCUUCCAGCGAUGCCGGCGUUUCGCGCGACGUGAUUGCUCAUUUUGCAGGCAAACUUCCCAUUCUCGGUAUUUGCAUGGGCGAACAAUGUAUUUUCGAAGUGUUCGGUGGCACGGUUUCGUAUGCCGGCGAUAUCUUGCACGGCAAGACUUCCACUAUCAAGCAUGACAGUCGCGGUAUUUUCAAGAACGUGCCUCAAGAUAAUCAAGUGACGCGCUACCAUUCCCUUGCUGGUAUGCCCAAGACUUUACCUGAUGCUUUGGAAAUCACCGCAACCACCGACGAUGGUGUCAUUAUGGGUAUCCGUCACAAGGAGUACACCAUUGAAGGUCUUCAAUUCCACCCCGAAAGCAUUCUUUGCGAACAUGGUCAUACUAUGAUUGCCAAUUUCUUGUCGCUCACUGGCGGUCACUGGGAGGAGAACCCCAGCGCUGGUGUUUUACCCAAGAAAUUGCGCGAAAGUACUUCAGACAAGAGCAACAAGUCAGCCACUCCAUCAGCUCAGUCGAGCCCUGUUCCCUCGCAACCGGCUGGUGGUGUUCCCUCCAUUCUGUCUCGUAUUCAUACGCAACGUCUCCAGGAUAUUCAGGCCGCCAAGGAAACUCCUGGCCAAUCGCAAGCUGACCUCGAGAAACUAUUGGCUAUGCACGUCGCUCCUCCGCUCAAGGAUUUCGUUGCCCGUCUGCGUCAGUCCAAGCCUGCUCUGAUGGCCGAAGUGAAGCGUGCUUCGCCGUCCAAGGGCAACAUUGACAUUAGCGCCAACGCUGCCGAACAGGCAUUGAAGUAUGCUUUAGCCGGUGCCAGCGUGAUCUCUGUGCUGACCGAACCCAAAUGGUUCCGUGGUUCCUUGAACGAUAUGCGCCAAGUCCGUGAAGCUUUGAGCACCUUGACCAAUCGACCAUGUAUUCUGCGCAAAGAUUUUAUUGUGGAUCGAUACCAAAUUCUGGAAGCGCGAGUCUACGGUGCGGAUACUGUUUUGCUGAUUGUGGCCAUGUUAUCCGACGAACUUCUUCGGGAUCUCUACAGUUACGCCAAGUCGCUGGGUAUGGAACCUUUGGUCGAAGUCAACAAUGUUGAGGAAAUGGCACGAGCAAAUGCCAUUGGUGCCAAAGUCAUUGGUGUGAAUAACCGCAACCUUCACAACUUUGAUGUGGAUAUGGAAACCACUUCCCGUUUGGCGGAAAUGGUCCCCGAAGAAACCAUUCUGUGCGCUUUAUCCGGUAUUGCUUCUCGUGCUGAUGUGGAGACCUACGUGUCGCAAGGCGUGAGUGCCGUUCUUGUGGGUGAAGCCCUGAUGCGAGCUUGGAAUCUCAAAGAUUUCGUGGCCGAAUUACUCGGCCAUUCAAGACGUGACCCUGCAGCUAAUACCUCGAUACCCAAGACACCCCUGGUUAAAAUCUGCGGUAUUUCUUCUGUGGAGGCCGCCGUGGAAGCCGCGCGUGCCGGUGCUGAUCUUAUUGGAAUGAUUUUUGCCGAAAAAUCAAGAAGACAAGUAACGAUUGAAACGGCGAGUGGGAUUGUAAAGGCCAUACGAGCACUGGAUUUGCCCCGUGGUGAAAUCAAGGGUGCGACGGAUCAGGAUCAGGCUCCUUCCGACUGGUUUGAGUUGCAAUGUUCGCUCAUCGAGAAGCGACCGAGAAAACCAUUGGUAGUCGGUGUCUUUGUGAAUCAAUCUGUGGAAUAUAUGACCGAGGUGGCCAUCACUGUAGGAUUGGAUCUGAUCCAACUGCACGGUACCGAAUCAUCGGAAUUGGCAAGAUUUUUACCUGUUCCGGUCAUCAAGGCGUUCCACAUGGAUUCCGCAACGUACAGCUCCUCUCAGAUUCCCAACUUGACCCACCCUGGUAACCAUCAUUUCGUACUUCUGGAUGCCAAGGUCCCGAAUUUACCAGCUGAUCAACAAGGCGGACAAGGUGUCAGAUUCGAUUGGACUAUUGCGCGCGACGUGGUGCACCACAAGCGUCCCGCUCAUUCUGCGAUGUACGAUUUCCCUAUCAUAUUGGCGGGUGGUCUAGAUACCUCGAAUGUUGCGGAAGCGGUUCACCAAGUCAAGCCUUGGGCGGUGGACGUCUCCUCGGGUGUGGAAACGGAUGGCAAAAAGGAUUGUCAAAAGAUCCGCGACUUUGUUCAUAAAGCAAAAUCAGUUAUUGUACAAUAGAGUUACCACGUUAUUUCCACUCGAAUAAAAUGAACCAGAAAAGGUGGAUCCGACGUGAUUGUGCAAAACAUCUAUGUGAUCUUUUUGUGUGAUCUUGUUGUGUGACCUCUUAAUAUUGUGUAAUUUGGAGGCAUUUAUUCUCAUACUUACUUUAGCGACCAUUCUGUAAGACAAUGGUAAUGCAAAAAAUUCUCUUUUA